CCACGCGGACUGCUACGCUUCGCACAGCUUCGCACGUUGAGUUUAAUUUCUUGUGUAAAGUAACGCCUCGAAUUUAGCUAACCUCUAUUAAUUAAUCAUGAAAUACGAGAAGAAAAUCUGUGUCAUUUGCGGAGCCAAGGACUCGAAAUACAAAUGCCCAACUUGCCGUGUGCCCUACUGUUCGGUCGCCUGCUGCAAAAACCACAAAAACAGCGAUGUAUGCAAACCGCCACAGGAAGAAGCUGAGAUUGCAGCCCCACAGCCUUCAGCACAGAUGACGUCGUAUGAGUAUCCAACUGAUGACACUGUUCCACCAGAAUUGCUGGAACGCUUAGGAGAAUCAGACAAGUUGAAGGCUCUGCUGAGUAACCCCCAUCUCCAUACCAUUUUGACGAACAUCAAUUCUAUAAAUUCGCCUGAAGCUGCAAUGGAAGAAGCCAUGCAAGAGCCCCUGUUUAUGGAAUUUGCCGACGUGUGCAUGAGAAUGGUGGAUCCGUCUGAAGAUGAAAUUCGUCUGCCCCACCAAUCAGAACACAAUCUGACCGAGCCCAAGGACCAUACUGCUAUAUUACAUUCCUUGCUGAGGACAGCCCUUGCGCCAUUUAACACUGAAUAAUAUGUCAAUGAAUAAAACUAACUGUUAAUUACAGAUUAA
Messenger RNA from Cloeon dipterum, 655 nucleotides. RefSeq names its product zinc finger HIT domain-containing protein 3. The coding region runs from base 98 to 616 and encodes 172 amino acids. Lineage: Eukaryota; Metazoa; Arthropoda; Insecta; Ephemeroptera; Baetidae. The transcript is spliced from 3 exons. Gene Ontology annotation, cellular component: nucleus; pre-snoRNP complex. Gene Ontology annotation, biological process: snoRNA localization; box C/D snoRNP assembly; maturation of LSU-rRNA from tricistronic rRNA transcript (SSU-rRNA, 5.8S rRNA, LSU-rRNA). Gene Ontology annotation, molecular function: protein binding. The record is from RefSeq and is a predicted model, not a curated record.